AUGAGAAAUCAUCUUCUUCUUGCCCUGUCAUGUUUUUUUUUCCUUCUUGGAAGGUCUAAUGCAGAAUCUAGAGGACGCCCUUGCACCAAGAAUGACGACUGUGAAUUGUCGAAUUCUAUUUGUGUGGAAAACUUGUGCAUCAACAAGUUUUACAGAGAUGGUUGUUUGAAGUCAUAUGUGCCGAAUUGGACAAAGAUCAGAGUUUGCAACUCGGAUGAUCCACCCGAGGCCGAAGAUAUGGGAUUUUGUAGACAAUCGAAAUUCGAUUACAUGGAAAUCCGGGCGCUGGCACAAGACUGGGAGACCUCAUGGUUUUCGACUUGGAUUCUUCAAAUCCUUUUGAGCGAGAUACUUGAUGUUCCGGUUUCUGUUGAAACUGGUGGACCGAACAUGAAUGCUGACUUUUAUGGGCGAAACUUGCACAUCGACUCUGGUAUUUUUGAACCCAAUUUCCUGGAGCUUGAUUCAGGCGCUCAGAACAUUGAUUGCAGAAAGGUGAAAAAUAGUGAUCCCGAGAACUAUGAGUCAUGUGCUCAGAUUAUUCUGGAAACCUGGAAUUCCAACGAGUUGAGCAUCCAACCAGACAUUGAGAACCCCAGAGAUCUUGGUGCUUUAGGGGCCGUUCAAUGGUUCGUACCCCGUUUCACAGCCGAGAAGGACCCGAGUCUUCUAUCGUACAUCGGACUGUCUGGUGAAGACAAACGGCGAAAACUAGCUGAAACCUUCAAGAGACCAACCUCGUGGACCUCGUACUGCCAAGAAGUUUCAGGAAAUAACUGUACGAUCGACGAUGGUGUUGCUACACGUGCUCCCCUCAACGAAGAAGAAGGGACGAGAUUCUUUUCGGAAGGGCUUUACAUUGGUCACUUCCGAGCGACGGAUGAGAACGACUGCGACAGAUUCCCCAACACCUGCACUGGUCAUUUUGCAGAUUUUCCUUGCGAUUGGACUAGCAACUUCAGGCAACAGGCAUAUCAUCUUGGCAUACCUCUGAAGAGCAGUGGAUCCGGACCAAAAGGAUACAAAUACGGCGACCUGGCGCAGAUAUGGGCUGCCGCCAAUGCGACGAAGAGUGACGUGAUGAUGCUCUGGUGGCAUCCAGACUCUCUCUAUGAACAAUAUAUCGAAACCGACGCCGAAUUCACGAGAGUCGUCCUACCACCUCCAACCCAAGAAUGCGUCGAUAAUCGAGCAGAUUACGCGAGUUUAUGUGGAACAAAUGAAAUGGCCAAGGUUGGUACAGCCAAAGGUGCAUGCGACACGUAUGCGCAAUCUUUAAAGAAGCUCAUAGCUUCCACUCUCAGGGAUGCUACGUUUGAUUCAGCAACACCAGAGGCUUUGUGGAGCCCUGCAUACGAUGUAAUUUCAAAUUUCCAAAUCUCAAGUUUGCAAUAUGGAGAAAUAUUCCAGAAUAGGUUUCAGCUGGGUGGAGGGGACGUGUGGAACCUCGAUAAUUCAAGGGAUGCGACAUGUCGAUGGGUCGUUGAUAAUUUGGACUACAUAGAAUCAUUCAUUCCAGACACAUAUCCUCGAGUAUUACGGGAGGAAACAGAUCAAGGCAAUUUGUUCCUAGGCUUCGGUGUUGGACUCGCGUCACUUGCCAUCGUUCUGGUCCUAAUCGCACUGGGAGUUACGUGCGUGAGAAGGGAUACCAAGGCAAUGUACAUUAUUCAGCCGCAGAUCUUGCUUACAUUACUCUUUGGACUACUACUUGUGGCUGCUGGGGCGUUGGUUUUAUCAUUGAAUCCAACCGACGCUACCUGCGUUACAACGAUGUGGUUAACCGAUAUCGGAAAUGUGUUUGUCUUGACACCAAUGGCGAUGAGAGUGUACACUAUUAACAAAGCGGCAGGAAGUGGAAAGCGUAUGCAGAGGGUCCGGAUUCCUGCGAAAGCAUUCUACCGAGUCCUUGGAUGCUUUCUGUGGUGUAUCGUUCUUUUCUUGAGCGCUUGGACAGUGUUGGAUGCCCCAGAUGAGACUCUUCAUUUCGAUCUCACAAACGAAAAGACUGCGGAUGAUGAAAUUAUUGUGUACUUUUCAGACUGGUGCAGUUCCAACAGCAAUCUUUGGGCGUUGGUCAGCCUUCUUUGGAAGGCAAUGAUAUUGUUGCCUGCCAUCGUCGUAACCGGUGUUACAAGCCGGGUCGAUGACAUCAAUGGCACACGGGGGUUGGGUUUCACGCUUAUUGUGCGCUCUUUCUUUCUUGUUGUACAGGCAUCUAUACUUGCUACCAUUGAUGGGGAAAGGGGUUCCGCGUCCAUGGCAUACAUCAGUUAUAUUCUGAGUGCUGACACUAUCGCGACUACUCUACUUUUCGUGGUUCCAAAGUUCAUGACAGAUAACGAAAUCAUCCAGGAUGAAAUCCCUCCUGAUUUGUUUUUGAACACCACCGUCAUGAUUGCCGACAUUUACGGCUUCACUGCCUGGACUUCCGUGAGGGAGCCCGUUCAAGUUUUCAAAUUUUUAGAAACAUUGUACGAAAGGUUCGAUUCGAUUGCUGAUCGUCAUGGUAUCUUCAAGGUCGAUACAACUGGGGAGCACUACGUGGCCGCAUCAGGACUUCCAGAAGCAAGGGCUGAUCAUGCAAUCGUAAUGGCAAGAUUUGGAUCCGAAUGUCUAAAAACGAUGGAGUCCAUCACUAAACAGUUGGAGAUGAAGUUUGGUCCGGGCACGGGAGACUUGACACUCCGUAUUGGUAUGCACAGUGGUCCCGUUACAGGUGGCUUCAUGAGGGGAAAGAAGGGCACGUUUCAAUUGUUUGGAGACACCGUCACAACUGCUGGUCUUAUCCAUACCUGUGGUCAAAGUAAUCGAAUUCACAUGUCGGAGUCAAUGGCACAUCUAUUGAUCGACGGUGGCAAACGCAAAUGGGUCCAGCGUUGCGAGACGAAGAUCCAGACCGUUGAAAAGGGUGAACUUCAAACCUUUUGGUUGAUACGAAAGGGCCAACUUGGGAUGGCGGAAGGAGCCAUGGAAACUCGAUCCAAUGCGGAUACCAAUACAUCAGUGGAAGAAUUGCUAGGUUUGGAGACGUCCGAGUUUGAGGCUUCGGGCCAUCUUGACAGCCAGCAACGUUGGAUCGCAUGGAACACGGAGACACUGGGACAGAUCCUCAAGAAAGUUGGGGCUCUUCAUCAGCACCUGCAAAAACGUUCUAGUAUCAUCCCGCGAGCCACCCGUGCCACUGAAGACGGCAGUGACAAGUUCGAUAUGCCGCUGGAGGAGGUUCAAGAAAUCAUCGAACUACCUGCUUUUGACAAAGAGGCAACCAAAAAGCUUCGUGACUAUGGCAAUAAAAUGGAUCUGCCUUUAGAAGUCGUGGAACAGUUGAGAGAAUAUGUGACACAUGUUGCGGGCAUGUAUGAAAAUAAUCCAUUCCAUAACUUUGCUCAUGCGUCGUAUGUUGUAAUGGCUGUUUCGAAGUAUAUGGCUCGGAUUUUCGCAGCAUCCGAAAUUGAUGUUGGGCAUGAUGAAGAUAGAUACCUUUCUAAAACUCAUGCAGCGAUUCAUGACCAUACCUAUGGCAUCACCAGUGACCCCUUGACACAAUUUGCAUGCCUGUUUGCUGCAUUGAUUCAUGAUGUAGAUCAUCCCGGUGUGACAAAUGCUGUAUUGAUGAAGGAAAAUCAAAGAUUGGCCACUAUCUAUAAGAAUCGGUCAGUCGCUGAGCAGAACUCGUUCGAUAUGGCAUGGGAUCUAUUUAUGGACCGACGGUUUGAUGCCUUUCGUGGAUUUCUGUGUGGUACGGAAAGUCGUCUUCGUCGAUUCCGUCAAUUGGUCAUCAACUGUGUCAUGGCAACCGACUUAGGAGAUAAGGAAUUGAAGGAACUGCGUAAUGGUCGUUGGAAUAAGGCCUUUCUGGAAAGUAGUGAACGGACCACAUCGGAAAACAUUAGCAGUUCCUUCGAGAUUUCCGAGGCGGAUACAGAAUCAUCGCAGGAGAAGAAUGAGAAGAAGGGAGCAGAAGAUCGACGAGUUGGGACUAAUCGUAAAGCAACCAUCGUCAUUGAACAUCUAAUCCAGGCUGCAGAUGUCGCCCACACUUGUCAACAUUGGACGGUCUAUCGUAAAUGGAACGAGCGAUUGUUUCAAGAAUGUUAUGAGGCUUAUCAUCAUGGCCGUGUGGAUAAGAAUCCAGCAGACAAUUGGUAUCAGGGUGAAAUUGGAUUCUUCGAUUUUUAUAUCAUCCCGUUGUCGGAGAAACUACGUGACUGCGGCGUCUUUGGACAGACAAGUGAUGAAAAUUUGAACUACGCCAAAAGCAAUCGUGCACUCUGGGUCCAAAAUGGCGAAGCCAUCGUCGAAGAAAUGUUGGCAAAAUACAAGCAAAAGUCAUUGUCGGAAUACGACGAUGGCACUGAUGAUGACAUCCCUGUUGAAUUGAAACCUGGGGACGAGCCAACUGCAUCACUUGAAUUCUCCAACUAA
Molecule: messenger RNA, 4428 nt
Organism: Cylindrotheca closterium
Lineage: Eukaryota; Bacillariophyta; Bacillariophyceae; Bacillariales; Bacillariaceae
Source: the annotation of a GenBank genome assembly